Molecule: messenger RNA, 900 nt
Organism: Portunus trituberculatus (swimming crab)
Lineage: Eukaryota; Metazoa; Arthropoda; Malacostraca; Decapoda; Portunidae
Product: protein NYNRIN-like
Exons: 1
Coding region: 1-900 (299 amino acids)
Biological process (GO): DNA integration
Molecular function (GO): nucleic acid binding
Source: RefSeq, a predicted model, not a curated record
AUGUAUCCUCUUCCCUACCGCUACCUUUUGACUUGCAUUGACAGAGCAACUAGAUGGGUUGAAGCCAUUCCUCUCAUCGACAUUACUGCAAGCUCAACUGCAGUUGCCUUCGUCGCCGGCUGGGUAUCUCGUUUUGGAGUUCCGCUGCAAGUCGUCACUGACCGUGGUGCCCAGUUCGAGAGUGAACUGUUCUCUGAGCUCUCGUCAAUGAUCGGCUUUCAUCACGUUCGUACGACAAGCUACCAUCCACAAGCAAAUGGCAUCAUUGAGAGACAUCACAGGUCUUUGAAGUCCGCAGUCAUGGCAAGACAAGACAAUUGGUAUUUGGCCUUGCCUAUAGUUCUCCUUGGCUACCGUUUGACGCCUAAUAUCUCAGGUUAUUCCCCAUUUACAGCUGUGACGGGUGCCCACAUGAUGUAUCCUUCGCCACUGAUUGAUAGAGAUGCGUCUCGCUCGAUGAAUUUAGCCACCAUCCAGGUUUUCAUCAAUGAGAUGCAGUCCAUUGACUUCAGUGACUUGGCAUCUGGGGAUUGUCACUCAACACCUCACCCGUAUGUGCCCAAGGAUCUCCUCACUUGUCAGAAGGUCUGGCUACGUGUGGACCGCAUUCGCAAAAGUUUAGAGGCGCCUUACUCAGGCCCCUAUGAGGUUCUCCAGCGUGCACCUAAGUACUUCAUUAUCAAGCUUCCACGGGGAAACACUUCGGUCUCCAUCGACCGCCUCAAGCCGGUUUAUAUAAAGGAGCGCGUCAAUAAACAGCCUACCCCUCCAGUUGAUGUAUCUACGCAGUCUAUUGCCAUCCCUGAUUUCCCUCUUCCUUCUGUUUCUAACACCCCUUACACUACACGCAGCGGACGGACGGUUCGGUUUCGACAGCACCCUGACUAUUGUUCUUACUAG